AUGACUUCAGAAGAGGAUCCCCUCGUGGCGGCUUUACCCCCAGCUACCGACUAUCUGACCUAUCUCACUAUCCUCGAGUAUCAACUCACCCCCGCGCGCCUGCCGACCCUCCAUCGACUCUUACAGGAUGAAGUUCUCACGACAAACAUUGGGUGGGAUCUGGUGCAGAUUCUCCUGCCAAUGCUUCCCCAGUCCCAGGAAUGUCUACAGGAUAUUGCCCGGCUAGGAAAUCCUCGCGAGGUCAUUCUUCGAGUCUCGGACUCGUUGAUGAAGUUGGAGCCAGACGAGAACGACGACGAGGAAAUACAGCACGCGACAACAGGUCCAGAGCAAGCUGUCACAGUCCCUGUAAAGGGGCCUUCCCGUUAUGUGGCUCAAUUCAAUUGUUUGAACGCUAUGCUUUCGGUCCUUCACAGUCGCAUCAGGACUAAAUACCCCAGCCGCUUUAUUGCAACCUCUCUCCAGGCUGCUUUGGAGGCGUAUGGGUCAAUGCCCACUGACGAAACAACAAACGCACUCUUGGAGCUCUUGAGAGACUUGUCACCCACAAAACGCCCUGCUGUACCUCCUCGUGGAACUAGUGAUUCCUCUGUCGUGCGGGUCUCUCAGGCAUCUGCACCUGACCCGGAAACUGUAUACGAUGUGCCUGUCGCUUCUGAUGAUAGAAGUCUUCAACAGAAACUCGUUCAAUUUGGGUUGGUCGAGCUGUUAAAGUCGUAUGUUCUUAGUUUAUCUUCAUCAGAAGAAUCUGGACUGUCCUGGGCAUUGCGGCUACAGGAAAAAUUAAAUCGAAAAGAAGAUCAUUUGGCCGAUAUACUCUCAAAAAAUCAUAUUCAUGCAGCGACGGAGCACCUCAAAGAAAGAGAUUUGAUCAUUGGAAAGAUAUGUGCACUAUCUCGAGACCUUGGUAUCAAAGAUGAAUAUCUGCUGCAAAUUGUUACCUCGCCGGUGGAAACCCGCCCUCCCCCACUCGAUUUUGACGAGCUACCAAAAACUGCAGAUGAGAUACCCUUAGAACGACAUGGUGCGCUCCUCAUGUUGGCAGCACGCUCUUCGGCAUCUAUUCUGUUUUCUGGAUCUCAACCGGUGCAUAUACCAGUAUAUCCCGACCUUGCCGUAAUUUUCGCAAACUUCGUUGGUGUUGGGACUCCCAAUGAACAACCUCAAGCUCUUCAUGACGCCCUCCUAACAAUUACCACGAUUUCAUCUCACGACAAAGUAGGUGAACCGAUCGAUGAGAAACAGUAUACCGAUUUAAGUUUGGCCGUGACGACGUGUAGCUCCCGCCAGAUCUUCAACAGCCUCCGCAGGAUUCCAUCAACCAUAGCACGAAGCCAUCCUUCCGACACUGCUCGUUUUAAGCUGAUACGAAAAAUCUUCGAAAAUGAAGAUCUUUUAUACGCCCGUGAAACUGCGGUUGGAUGGUUGAAAGACGAAAUUCUUGCUCCGACGGCAGAUAUAUCAAGUCAAAAUACCGUGUUUCUCAAUCCUCACUACUUUUCCGUUCUCUUCCCGAUAAUUUUCAACCCAGCCGAGUUCGAUUCCAUGGACAUAGCCACUGAUAUUGUCGCCGCAUUCCUUCGAUUCUCACAAGCACUUGCCCCUUAUACCCAUGCUGCUUUAAGUCUAUACUACAUUCUCCUUUCCUCCACUCAACUACGCAACAAGCUAGAACUAAGCCACGGCUACCCAUUUUUUAAAACCGAAUUCCUCCCUCGCUUGAAAUCAACAUGCCAGUUACUCGAAGAAGACCUGUCAGCAAAUGGCGGUGAUGGCAAAAUCGAAGCAGCCAUUGGCGAGGAUAUGUGCCACAUAGGCCUCGCGCGGUCGGUCGGAUUGUUGUCACACAUCAUUGCCCAAGUAGAAGAGAAGCUCGGUGACUUGAUUGCACACGAUGAAGAGACUAUUGGAAGUGGUAGGAACACAUUUGACAUUUCCAAGGUAGAGGCGAUCAGAUUUGCAACUGCAGUCUGA
Messenger RNA from Talaromyces proteolyticus, 1974 nucleotides. RefSeq names its product YAP-binding/ALF4/Glomulin. Bases 1 to 1974 code for a protein of 657 amino acids. NCBI's taxonomy places the organism in Eukaryota, Fungi, Ascomycota, Eurotiomycetes, Eurotiales, Trichocomaceae. The transcript is spliced from 2 exons. The record is from RefSeq and is a predicted model, not a curated record. Gene Ontology annotation, cellular component: cytoplasm. Gene Ontology annotation, biological process: cellular response to oxidative stress.